Messenger RNA from Babesia ovata, 3393 nucleotides. RefSeq names its product acyl-diacylglycerol acyltransferase 1-related enzyme. Gene Ontology annotation, molecular function: diacylglycerol O-acyltransferase activity. Gene Ontology annotation, biological process: triglyceride biosynthetic process. The transcript is spliced from 10 exons. The record is from RefSeq and is a predicted model, not a curated record. Gene Ontology annotation, cellular component: endoplasmic reticulum membrane. Bases 1 to 3393 code for a protein of 1130 amino acids. Lineage: Eukaryota; Apicomplexa; Aconoidasida; Piroplasmida; Babesiidae.
AUGACGCACCGCAUCGGUGGCGCAUCCGUGUCUACGCACCGGCGCAAAUCGAACGUCAAGCGCUCCGUGAGCAUUAUCUUAGGCAGGGCGGGGGGAUCAGUCAGCGACGUGGAACUUGGUGUGGUACAUGAUGAAUUCGAUCCUUUUGCGCCGGGUGGGCCAUCAGAUGAAGAGUUGGCAGAGGAGUAUGUGAGAGUUGCAAGGCCUCUUCGUCCAAUCGGUAGCGACGGAGGCGCACAAAGGCGCGCUAAUAGCGCCCCCAAUCGCAAUUUCGGACAUUGGUAUAUGCAUGGGCACUCGCAGUAUGAGGGCCGGAGUCACCACAGCGGCAGACCGCUGCAUGAGACGCUGCAUACCGAAUUCCGCACAAGCCUGCUGUCAGGCAACAUGCAACACCUGGACCUACAAGGUUUUAUGAACCUCGCCUUUGUGAUAUUGGUUGUCAUCAACUUUCGGGCGGUCAUCGGCAACUUCCGCAAAUACGGACUGCUUCUGGAUAUACCGGCGUUAUACAACUUUACGUUGAAUGAUUGGCCCCUGACGCGCUGCUGUAUCAAGGUGCAUAUCACGAUAGUGUUCGCGUGGGCCAUCGAGCGCUUCAUUGCCCCGCUUUCAGCGAAGCCUCUCACGGUUCCCGUUGUAUUCCUCCAAAUUGUCAACCUAGGCAUCGUAUUGUACUACCCCUACCUCACUGUGGUCGUCUUGAAGACGCAACCAGCAUGGUCCGCGCUGAUGCUCGCCACGUCGGUUGUAUGGGGUCUCAAGAUAUACUCCUUUCACCAUGUCUGCUUCGAUUACCGGCGUGCGGUCUGUAACGGUGAAAACAUAUCGGACAUCUGCAAGACGAGGAUGGAGGCUAAGGCUGCGGCCAACUACCCAGGCUGCAUCAAACUAACGGAGCUCUACCGGUUCCUCAUCAUGCCUACGGUUUGCUUCCAGUUCUACUACCCGCUGAUCCGGAAAAUACGAUGGACACGUGCACUCAAGCAUUUCGUGCAGUUUCUGUUUUUGCUGGCCGUGGCAAGGAUAAUCGGGGAUCAGUAUAUAGUAGUGACCGUCACAAAUACGUUCACCAUGCAGGAGUUCAAGUCGGCUAAUUUCUCAACUGUGGCCUACCACAUCAUUGACAGGAUGCUGCUGCUCUCUAUCCCAGUGUUGUACUGCUGGCUAACGAUGUUCGUUGUAAUUUUUCACCACUGGUGCAACUUCCUCGCCGAGAUCACACGUUUCGGCGACCGACGGUUCUACGAUGACUGGUGGAAUGCGGCAUGCUUCGGAGAAUACUGGCGAAAGUGGAACCUACCCAUUCACCAGUUCAUCGUGCGGCACAUCAGCAAGCCCCUGUACAAGAUGGGUGUCCCGUGGGAGAUGAGCAGCGUCAUCGUCUUCACCAUCUCGGCGGCGCUGCACGAGUAUCUGAUCUCGGUUCCACUCGGGCUCGGCUGGACAGGUUACGUCUUCUGUGCCAUGAUGGGACAGAUACCACUUCUGAUGAUCACGCGUGUUUCGCUGUUCCGCAAGAAUAGGACUCUAGGCAACGUGCUAUUUUGGUUCCUGUUCUGCUUCACAGGACAGCCGGCCGAUUGGCGGCGUCGCCAGGCUCAUCAGUGUGUAGGCGCGGCAGCGCCAAAAAUCUUGUGGCUUGAAUUGCCAAAAAUGGCGGCUUCACAGCUAGAAGGCAUCUGCCGGAACUUAAAAGUUGCGUUGGAAGAUACGGAUGCGCUGUAUAGAAGCGUACAAGCUGGGUCAGGUAUGACACCGUGCUCUUCAACGCUGCCGACAAAACGUACUGUGCGCUUCGGACAAUCGCGAAACCCAAGCGAUCGCUUCAAUCCCCCGCUUACGUUGCCCCAGACAUCACCCAGUCGACGCAGAGGCGCAACUUUUCAUCCGUCUAAGCCGACGAUAUACGCUGACUACGGUAAAGAGAUUACAAAGGUCGAGCAGGAUAUCCAGUAUGUGACAAAAGCGACCCAAAGUGAGUUCUUCCGGGCCCUCAAUGUCGACCUCGAUGGCUGGACGGAGUCACAGAGGCAGGUGUUCUACAACCUCGUGGCCAGUGCAGAGAAGCACAUGCACGCGGAGAGUGAGAGGCUGCAGCGCGAGUAUUCGUCGCAGCUUGAUGCCAAGCUCGAGCUUGCGCGCCGGGAUAUGGCUGAAGCCCAAAGUGCCGUUGCAGCAGAACUAUCGGAAUUGCGAGCUGAACGUGAACGCCGCGCCUUCGACGACGUGGAGGAUCGACGCCGCGCAAAACUCAUGAAAGAUGCCUUGCACAAUCUGCAGAAAUCUUACGAUAAUCUGAUGGACGAAUGUACCGCCAAGUCUAACGAAAUUGUGCGGCUUAACUCAGUCAUGACUGUUACGGACCGCUCAAUGCUGGGGCUUAAGCAGCGAGUGCUUGAGCUUGAGGGCGAUUUGAACGAUCGUCUACAACAAAUAGAGAGUCUGCAUCAUGAGGUUGCAAACGCGUAUAAGCAGAUGGAAGCUGUGAGUGGUAACAACGCGAAGAGCGAGCGUGAUCUUGCAUCUACAAGAAAUGAGCUGAAGCAGGCACGCGACCAGAUAACAACAUUGCAGUUGGAGGUGGAGUCGCUUAACCUGAGCAUGCAGCUUGCCGCCACCGAAAAGGCUGCAAUGGAGACCAAGGUGCGCUCGUUGGAGAAGGAGGUGUCCGAGCUGGGGUCAGAGCGGCAGAAACUCGAAUUAACGGUAUCCACGCUCGAAAACAACACCGUCCCGUCGCUGAAGGAACAGUGUAAGCUUUUGGAGGAGCAGCGGAACCUCGCACGCGUGGAGACCGCCACCUGCGACAAGCGUCAUGAGCUCGCUCAGGCAAAGCGUGAGCUCGAGAGCGUGCAAUACAAGUGUGAGCAGCUGUCCGAGGAAAACAGGGUCCUGCUUCGCGAAAAUGCGGCAUUGUCCAAGCAACUGCAGGAUAUGCAGAAAAGGAUGAAGGAGUGCGAAAACGACCUUUUUCAAAUGAAAUGUCAGGCUCAUCUCAUGAGGCAAAAGGGGUAUAGUGUACGAACCUCAGCCAACCGGAGUGAUCAUGCAUCUGGUAGUGAUGUUGGCGUGGAGUUGCCGGCUGAGGAAACUGCGGACGCAACGCCUAAUAGGGCACAACCCACCAGACGUGACAUUUUUGCCCCCACCAUGUUCGACGGCCCCGAUCCGGAAACCCAGGAGCAAAUCGACACCCUCGAAAAGGAGUUGACUGAGUUACAUUUGGAAAAGGACCGCAUGAUGUCAGAGAUGACUCGGUGCAAUAUUGGCCCGAAGUCUCCUGUCAAUGGACGCAGACGGCACCUGUUGCUGGAACGUGGAGUGGCGGAGACGAAUCAAAAGAUCCACGAAUUAUCGGAGUCUAUACGGAAGUUGUAUACGCCUGCGUAG